This is a messenger RNA of Anastrepha ludens (Mexican fruit fly), 1026 nucleotides long. RefSeq lists its product as uncharacterized. The record is from RefSeq and is a predicted model, not a curated record. The coding region runs from base 1 to 1026 and encodes 341 amino acids. The transcript has a single exon. NCBI's taxonomy places the organism in Eukaryota, Metazoa, Arthropoda, Insecta, Diptera, Tephritidae.
AUGUCAAUUAAAGAAGAUUUUUACAACAACUUAAGCUCUGUGUUGUCAAGUGUCCGAAAAGGUGACAUCGUCAUUAUUCUAGGCGACUUCAAUGCCCAAGUUGGAAACGACAACACAUCGCUACAAGAUGUCAUGGGAGUUCACGGCAUUGGCAGAAUAACUGAAAAUGGCCGUAUGCUCACCGAAAUGUGCGCUACUAAUAAUCUGGUUAUUGGUGGCACGUUACUUCCCCAUAAGUACAUACACAAAGUGACUUGGGUGUCGCCGGACUCGCACACGGAAAACCAAAUUCACCAUAUUCUGAUCAGCAAAAAAUGGAGAGGCUCACUGCUCGAUGUAAAGAACAAGCGAGGCGCAGAUAUAGGAAGCGACCACUACCUUAUUUUGACUACCCUACGUCUUAAAGUAGCAGCAGUCAAGAGGGAGAAUAAACAAACACGAAGGCACAAUAUAUCGCAGUUGAAGGUGGCCGAAGUGGCAAACGCAUACAUUGAUGCUCUGAAGUCAGCUGAAAGAAACAACCGUGGUGAGUCGCGUGAUCACUGGCCCGGUAUUAAAAACAUUUUUAUAACUGCUGCUAACAACCACAUUGGUUACAUCAAAACAAACCGAAAAGAAUGGAUAUCCGACGAAACUUGGAAUCUUAUUCAACAACGGAAAGCUGCCAAAGCCGCAAUCAAUACCGCUAGAACUCGAAGCGCGAAGCUUGAUUCGCAGAGAAAACACAACUUACUAAAUCGCAUGGUUAAAAGAAGCGCGCGUUGCGACAAAAGAAGACGAAUCGAAAACAUUGCUAAAGAAGCACAGGCCGCAAGCGAGACAUACUGCAGCAGGGGCCUGUAUAAAACAGUGAAGCAGCUAGCGAACCGCCCGUCUACCACUAGUAAGCCAAUCCGAGACGAGAAUGGUUCGCUUGCCAGCUCAAGUAACGACCAACUCAAAGUCUGGGAAAACUUUUACAAAACUCUACUCUCCAACACUGACACGCUGAUAACGAUAGCGUCCGGACGGAAUGCCCCUCCAUGA